Messenger RNA from Acaulospora morrowiae, 149 nucleotides. Lineage: Eukaryota; Fungi; Glomeromycota; Glomeromycetes; Diversisporales; Acaulosporaceae. The record is from the annotation of a GenBank genome assembly.
AUCAUCAUUUUGAAUUUCGGACAAUCUGUACGCUGGCUGCAAAAAUGCAGUACGAGGAAAGUCCCGUAUCGUUGAAAAUUUUUCAAAAACCACCGACUUGCAUGACUUACAAUGAAAUUGAAUUUAACGAGUACACUGUACUUGGUUGA